Messenger RNA from Diatraea saccharalis (sugarcane borer), 1941 nucleotides. The record is from the annotation of a GenBank genome assembly. Lineage: Eukaryota; Metazoa; Arthropoda; Insecta; Lepidoptera; Crambidae.
AGUGACGCGAGCGCAGUAUAGCACUAGACUAGGUUACACACCCACGUGUUUAUAAUUAAAAAAGUAUUAUCAGUGAUAAAGUGACAUAAAUAUAUAUAAAACAACAAUAUGGCGGAGCCGGUGAACUUACUAAAAUUGGACCCUAGUGAUUUCAAAGAGUUCUUGGAUUCAUUCGAUCAUGUGUUUUCGGAUUGUGACGGUGUAAUAUGGUCAAAUGGAACACUGCCUGGAGCUGGAGAUUUCUUCGAGAAAAUAAAAAAACACGGUAAAUCCGUACAUUAUGUAUCAAAUAACAGUUUGAGGACCAGGCAAGAUUACGAGAAGAGAUUCCAUUCAGCAAACAUUGAAAAUGGUUUCGAUAAUCUUACAGUACCUUCAAUAGCGAUAGCUGAAUAUUUGAAGUCUUUAAAUUUCAACAAGAAAAUUUAUUGUGUGGCCUGUCCUGAGACAAUGCGAGUUUUAGAAAGAGCCGGGUUCCAAUGUUUUGAAGGACCAGAAGUCGGCUCUGAAAACUAUCGGGACUACUUGAUAUAUCUCGAAGAUGAUCUUGAUGUGGGAGCGGUGGUGUUUGACAGCGACUUCAGAGUGAACCUUCCGAGACUUUACAAAGCCCUAACGUACCUGAAAAGGCCGGAGGUACUAUUUAUAAACGGUGCGACGGACAGGCACGUGCCGUUUAAGCCCGGCUGUAUGGUUUUGGGAACUGGAGCCUUCACUGAUUUAGUUGUGGACGAAACGAAACGGCAACCAGUACAGUUGGGUAAACCAGGCAAACUUUUUGGAGAGUUUGCAAUGAAACGAGCUGGCGUAACAGAUCCAAAUAGGGUGCUUUUCAUUGGUGAUAUGAUCAAGCAAGACGUAGGCCUUGGAAAAUCUACAGGAUUCAAGACUUUACUGGUUCUAACGAACACAAGCAAAGACGAGAUGAUAGCCAAUCAAACCCUAAGACCUGAUUAUUACGCAGAAUCAUUAGGGAGUAUAGUACCGUUACUAUGAAACAGAUGGCGGUAAAUUAUAUUUUCAACAGAUCUGUGUAAUGGAGAGUAUUAAUAAUUGGAUUACUAUACACAAUUAUAAUAGAAAUUGAAAAAACAUUGUAGUCCUAUUCGGAAUUCCAUCCUAUAAUGUACUUAGGUUGGUGUUGUACUUAUGUAGGUGUAUAGUAGUCUCUAAACUAGCAAGUUUGAUUCCAAAUCGGGUUUACGUAGAAAAAUAACACUUUCAAUAUAAAUACUUUCAUCACUUUCAUUAUCUCUUAUAUUUUUGUAUCUAGAUAAUACAUUUUCUUCACAUUUCGCAAUAUAAAACUUGAAAAGAAUAAAUCAUACAAUGCCAGAAGCAACUGCUGUGACUUUUUUGAAGCAAUUAAAAAUAAAUUACAUAAACCAUUAAACAUUGACAUUGAUUUUUUUAGAUGAGCAAUAAAGGUAAUGCUGUUAGUGAAGGAAAAUUAUAAUCACAAUUUUUUUUGUAAGCAAUAUUUCUGUAAUUGUUCAUAUUUACCAGAAUCGGGAAUGUUAUUAUGUAGCUCGGUGGCGUAGUGGAUCGUUGUCGAUAAGCAACUUUCGCAAGCGUUGGUCACGGGAUGGGUGACCAAAAACAAUAUUAUCUCGAGCUACUCCGUACUUCAACGAAGGCAAGGAAGGCACGCUAAGCCGUUGGUCCCGGCUGCAUUUGCAGUCGUUAAUACCCUCCAAUCCGCAUUGGGCUUGGUGUGGAGGGUCAUGGCCCAUCCUCCUUAACCAUCUAUAAGGAAGGCUUGAGCCCCUGCUGUGGGGACGUAAAAGGGCUGAUGAUGAUUUAUUUUCCUUUAUAUCUUCUCCAUCGCUAAACUCACGCAACUCAAAUGAAUCGCAAAACACAAUUCGCAUAUAGAGGCAUUCACAUAAUUGUAAUAAUUAUGUUAGUGAAAUUUUAUUUUAUGAUUAAAAAGAUUCAAUU